AUGGGACAGCAAGGCAGCGUCAGCGAACCGGCCCCAUCUUUUGUGGAUGUGUGUGGUGCGCUGGAAGAAGGUGAGCGAGCGAACAAGUCCUGGACAUUGGAUUCGAAUCAGUCGAAGAUUCCGGACAAGUUCCAGCGACUGGCGCUACUCGGUCAUCUGGAGGUGGAUGCCGAAAUCGCUCGUGGCAUUUCAUUGAAAGAGUCCCUGCGGCAGGGUGGGCAGCUAUGGCUGACCCGUCCGCCGAACUUGGAUGAGAGGUCUCGCGCAGCACUAUGGAAUCGGUCCCGGCCCGUAGAGAAUUUUGACCUCUUCCUUUCUCACACGUGGAUCACCGCAGGCAAGUGGAAACUCUUGUCGCUCUUGCUGCAAUUUGGCUCGCACAAGGCUCUCUUCGUCUGGGUGCUCGGAGUAGGUGCUACAGCCGUGCUCACUGUACUUGGAGUUCUGCCAUCUCCCUGGACGGUCCAGGUUCACCUUCUAGACUGCCACAUUUCCGGCGCUGUUGGUCCGUGGAUUCUUCUUGUCAGUGCUCUUGCUACUGUCUUGGGGCUACUUGCCGCACCCUACUUUCCAAGCAUACGUCGUCGGUCGGAUGUUUGCUUCGUGGACGUGGCCAGCAUACACCAGUCAGAUACGGAUCUCAUGGAGCGGGGUAUCUACGGCAUAGGUGGGUUUCUCAGCAUAUCUUCAGAGCUGCGAGUGCUGUGGUCGGCUCCCUACUUGUCAAGAUUGUGGUGUGUUUUUGAACUGGCAGCAUUUCGGACGGCUAAUCCCACCGGCAAGAUUACUCUGUCUCCACUCUUCGUGGAGCUGAUUGUGGUUCUGAUCUUGCUGAUGCAGUACGUCCAUAGCACCUUCCUGUGGGCCCACUGGGCUUGGCGUGGUGACGACGAGUACCGGCACCUGUCGCACAUGAUAGGCGUCUUGCCGUGCUUCUUCAUGAUGCACCUGCUGCGCAAAGCCCACCUACUCAAACAUGAGCUGUUCUCCAACUUGGAAAACUUCGACAUCAGCCGGGCUGAAUGCAGCACUGAUUUCGAUAAGCGCUUCAUCCGUGCCGCAAUUGUCCGGUGGUACGGCAGCGAGGAAGCGUUUACCCAGUUCGUGCGUGGCCCAUUGAGGGAG
Molecule: messenger RNA, 1125 nt
Organism: Symbiodinium necroappetens
Lineage: Eukaryota; Dinophyceae; Suessiales; Symbiodiniaceae
Source: the annotation of a GenBank genome assembly